Messenger RNA from Chelonoidis abingdonii (Abingdon island giant tortoise), 351 nucleotides. The record is from RefSeq and is a predicted model, not a curated record. Lineage: Eukaryota; Metazoa; Chordata; Testudines; Testudinidae.
AUGAAGAUAAAAGCUGCUGUGAAAUGUAUGCGGCUAAAUCCUGAUGUUCCUGUCUGGGUCUCCAAACAGCGCAUUCUCUGUACCUUGAACCACAGCCUGAAGGAUGUUCUGAACUAUGGGCUUUUCCAGCCAGCCUUCAAUGGCAGGGCUGGAAAGUUCCUGGAUGAGGAGCGACUGCUGAGGGAAUACCCUCUGAAUCCAGACACUCCUGUCCCCUACCUGGAGUUUCGUUACAAGAGGCGUGUGUACACCCAGAGUCUGCUGGAUGACAAGCAGUUUGCCAAGCUCCACACAAAGGCUUUAACCCAUGUGUGUAUCUGGACAGGAGCGUCAGAUUUCUUUGGGGACUAG